Messenger RNA from Scophthalmus maximus (turbot), 3590 nucleotides. RefSeq names its product claudin 2 (gene cldn2). The coding region runs from base 1796 to 2602 and encodes 268 amino acids. The record is from RefSeq and is a predicted model, not a curated record. Gene Ontology annotation, cellular component: bicellular tight junction; plasma membrane. The transcript has 2 exons. Gene Ontology annotation, molecular function: structural molecule activity. NCBI's taxonomy places the organism in Eukaryota, Metazoa, Chordata, Actinopteri, Pleuronectiformes, Scophthalmidae. Gene Ontology annotation, biological process: bicellular tight junction assembly; cell adhesion.
AGGUGGGAUUUUGGAGGCCUGACCUGAGUAUUUACAGUAAAAUCAACAGUAACAAUAAAAAUGAGUCAGAGACACACUAUUCCUUGAAAACUGUAUGAGUAAAUAAGAACUCUGCCUGCCGAGAAAUCCUCCCACGCUCACUGGAUCCCGACCUUCCAGACUUCGGAGUCACUGUUCAGGAUUCAAAUACCAAGAGGAAUUAAUGACUAUGUGAACCAAAAAGGCAAAUAACUCUGAUUAUCAGCCCGAUUAAACAAUGGCUUUAAUGCUCUUAUCGGGUGUUUUUGUAAUGGUUUUUCAUUUCAGGCUUAUCUUUGGGAUCUAUUACAUCCAUUCACCCGCCUCCUGAGGAAAACAGGGAAAGUUCUCUGCUGAUUCUAAACACUUGGUUUUGUUCAUAGAAAAGUGUUUUUUUUAUGUAUACGUUAUUUCUGACUUCAGUAUUUCAGUGAUGAUAUUACUGUAAGUGUUCGCAUGAAGUGUCAGAGUAGAAUUAUAGCCGGACUCUGGUAUCGCUAAGUGAAAUGACUCGACAGAAAACAGCACUUUAAAUAAGUUCAGAUUGAAAUCUCCAGAAGUUUAUCUGCAGAACAAAUACUGUAAAAAUAAAAAAAAUAUAUAAUUAUUGAGUUGUUUGGGAUUCGGCCAAAAAAAUAAAAUGUUACCAGUCAAACGACACCAUUUGAAAUAAGACGAACAAUAAACUGAACAGGCUGGAAAUGAACUGAGAGUUGUGACUCGUCUGACGGAGCCAGUGAAGGAUUGAGAAGAAAAAGCGCGGGAGCCGUCGAGAGGAGGAAGUUGAAAAGAGCAGCGUACAAACACCUUCAGUGAAAAACCUAUGAAUGAGAUUGAUGUAAAACAAGAACGACACGAGAUCAAAUUAAACGGAAAAUAAGAAGAGGGGGUUUUAAAAGGAUUGAGGAUUUCUCCCUCUCCAUCCCUUUUGCUUCAGGGCGACUUUUAAUUAAAAUCACACACAAAAAUAAAAUCCUCUCAUAUAAGCAGUUUUUCAGAUUUUCCGCAGCGAGCGAGCCCCGACUCUUUUAUUUUUGUACAAGCAACGCAGCAUGUGAUCACGAAAUCUCGUGCUUAAUGAGCCAGAUUUGACUCAACUAUCCCCCCCCCCCCAAAAAAAAUAGAGAUUAUCUGUAACAGGGGUCCGUUCAAUUUUUAUUUUUUUUAUUUUUUUCAGGACGGAGCUGCUGCCGAUCAAGUGCCAAAGGUCUGUUUUGGAAAAAGAUGAGAGAAUGAUUAACCUGGCUGGCCAAGCGGAUGUGUGUGUCACGAGCUGUCAGUGUCAGUAUCAGUGUGUGUGUGUGUGUGACAGGAGGUGAAGGUCUGGAUGAGGGACGUGAGAUCUGACUCUGAGAGCAGAACAUCUGACCGGAGACGAGAGACGAGAGACGAGAGACGAUGUGCAGGGAGACAAGUGACCGCGUCCCUUGUCCGGGGUCACGGAGGUCGCGAGCGGCCUAGAAAGACCUCAUGCGACAGUUCCAAUACCCAUCACAAAGUCGUGUCGAGUGUGUUUCUCCUUGAGCGGUAGCACACGGAGAUCUGGAAGUGGGGGUCGUUGGAUUUCUUUGUGGCUCCAAUCGCAGACGGUAGAGUGAGCUCUGAGGGAAGCAAGUCGGAGUCUGACACAGCGGAGGGUUUUUCUUGUUUUCUUUCGUACUGAAGAGGCAGGAGGAGCGGCCGGCGGCGGUGAGUGCAACCUGCUCCAGGGCCCGCAGGCGUCUACUGCGUCUUCAUCCUCCACCUCCUCGUCCUGCUGCAGCUCUCAGUCGUUGCCAUGGCGUCGAUGGCUCUGGAGCUGAUGGGCUUCUUCCUGGGCCUGCUGGGGAUGCUGGGCACCAUGGUCGCCACGGUGCUGCCCUACUGGCAGAUCUCGGCCCACAUCGGCUCCAACAUUGUCACGGCCGUGGCCAACAUGAGGGGCCUGUGGAUGGAGUGCGUCUAUCAGAGCACGGGGGCCUUCCAGUGCGAGACGUACAACUCCAUGCUGGCCCUUUCCUCCGACCUGCAGGCCUCCCGCGCCCUCAUGGUCAUCUCCUUAGUGCUGUCCGUCCUCGCGGUCGCCAUGGCGGCCCUGGGGAUGCAGUGCACUCUUUGCCUGGAGGGCUCAGGUGCAACGAAGAGCCGCGUGGCCGGCGCCGGCGGGGGAUUGUUCCUCGCCGCGGGCUUCCUGGCGAUCAUACCCGUGUCCUGGACCACGCACGAGGUGGUCCAGACCUUCUACCAGCCGAACAUACCGUCCAGCAUGAAGUUUGAGCUCGGGGAGUGUUUGUUUGUCGGCCUGGCCUCGGCGCUCGUCUCCAUGCUGGGAGGGGGGAUGCUGUGUGUGUCGUGCUGCGAGGAGCGGGGCGGCGGGCGGGGCGGGAGACGGCACGGAGGAGGCUAUCCGUAUCCAGCGGGAGGCGGCGUGCCCGCCGCAGGGGUGCGGACCGCCUCGCAGGUCUACCGCAACCCCACCCUGCAGGCCGGGGACAUGUCCGCGCCCCAGACACAGGUUCGCAGUGCCAGCGACGGCUCGCACUCGAGUGCCCUGAGGGCCAAGAAGCACAUGGCGGCAGGAUAUGACCUCACAGGAUAUGUCUGAGGCUGCGCCCCCCCCCCCGCCCGUCACAGCUCACAGCAACUUGCGUUCAAUUCAAUUCAAUGCUUAUACGGUGUAUUUAAUUGAAAGUUGUCAUCAUAUGCCCGACGGAGCAAUAACCUGCUGCCUCUUCAUGUUCUGUAAUUAUUAUCUUUUUUUUUUAGAACAUUUUUAAGAUAAAGAGAAAUUGUGGCAUUUCAGAGGAGGAGACAAAGUUCAAAGUGUCUACGAUGACAGCCACAAAACAAGUGGACUGCAAAAACUUUUUUUUACAAAUAUCUUUCCUGAACACUGUACAACGUGCAGGACGUCACUCGUUAUAUCGCAUCACCUCAUGAUGAGCAACUCAUUUGUUUAGUGAAAAAGUCCUACAUGUGUGAAAACAAUUUGUAUAAAACAGAAGAAAAUAUUAUAAUAUAGAAAUAGCUGAAUACAGAAAUAGCUGAAUACACCUGCAUGUGAAAACAUUCAUGGAAACGUUGAAUCGUUCAAACCCUCCAGCGCUGAUGAUACUCAAUCAUCAGGUGAAAACAUUGCUGACAUUCCUAAUCUGAACCCUGCGGAACUCCUCUCACACUGUACUGUAUCACCCGAAACUCUCAGAUUACAUUCACACGCAGCCGACUAUUGAUCGCCAGUCGGUCCACUGGACUGAGGUGGAACCUGAUCGGAAUGUAACCGCGUCCCCGAUUGUAAUUCCAGACGGAAGUUUCCAAAGCUGUCGAAUGUCACUGUGCCUUAAUAUCAAAGUGUGAAGAUGAUGCGUCUCUCCGGAAACCAAAACAAUGGGUUUUACUUUUUCGUCUUGAGGAUCAAUAUGCACCCGUGAGAGUGGAGGAACACAUGACUCGAUGCAUCAAACAAUGAAUGUUGUAUUCCUCAUAUUGUUCUUGUUUUGUUGUUGUUUCAAUUUGCACCCCCCCCCCCCAAAAAAAAAGUUUUUUUGUUUAUUUUUUAUUUGGAAAUAAACGCAAAUAUUUCUUACAUUGCA